Messenger RNA from Patiria miniata (bat star), 4256 nucleotides. Its product is annotated as NACHT, LRR and PYD domains-containing protein 3-like. The record is from RefSeq and is a predicted model, not a curated record. Lineage: Eukaryota; Metazoa; Echinodermata; Asteroidea; Valvatida; Asterinidae. The coding region runs from base 29 to 4195 and encodes 1388 amino acids. The transcript is spliced from 4 exons.
CAUAUGUGACCUGGUGAUCCAGAGAACCAUGGAUAUUGGCGCAAGAUCUAAAGUACAUGUACCCUACCAACGGCUUGAACAGGAGGCUGAGGUACCCGCCCCCUCAGCUGCAACAGGAACUGCAGGCAGCAUUGGAAACAUUGGCACAGUCAGCGGUAACCAAAGCCCUACUGUUGUUGGUGCAGGUCAAGUGAUUUUCCACUACAAUUCACCCCCAGAAACAGCAGCUGCUACUGUAACUGUAACAGGAGAUGUCACCACGUCUUCACCAAAUGCCAAUCCAUCUAGCCCAAGUCCGUCACCCAUUCCUUCCACACAAGCUUCAGGAGUGCCAGCACCCAGACCCCAGCAUAGUCAGAGGCCAGACCAAGAACCAAGGUUGAUGGAUCCCUGCCAAGAAGCUGGUAACAAGACUAGGGACAAGUUAAAGAUAUUUUAUAAAACAACAGGCAGUUACGUACAGUUGUUACCUGGGGUUGAUAAUGACCAAAAGCACAUAACUGGUAUAUACACCAAAGUACAGUUAGAAACACGGGAAGGGUUAGCAGAAGUCACUGAUAAGAAAGGAGAAACUGUAAACUCAACAGAGUAUGCCAAAAUAUUCAGAUUAAGGACAAAAACUGGGGAACUCAUCAAACGCCUCAUUUUCUAUGGCAUGGGGGGUGUGGGGAAGUCCACUAUUUUUGAUAAGAUUGCAUUUGACUGGGCAGAAGAGGCAAGCGAAAUCCUGAAAAGAUUCGAGCUUGUCUUUCUCUUAAAGAUGUAUGCCCUGUCACAAGAAUCUGAUCUUGUUGCUUCCACUUUCGAUCAGCUUCUAGGCGAAGAUUCAGGAAUAGCAACAGAUGAACUUGAUCAAAUCAUCCUAGCCAGCCCAAAUGAGGUCUUGAUUCUUUUGGAUGGUUUCGAUGAAAUGAGCACCAAAACACUCAAUGCAGCCUCAUUUGGUUCUAUCCUAAAAGCACUCAAUAGAACAAAAUACCGGGAAUGUGUAAUCUGUGUAUCAACACGCCCCUCUCAUCUUGAGAAACUGACGUCAAAAUCACUUAUCCAAAAUCCUUGCACACACGUAGAGGUUCUGGGGUUUACUGAUGAGGAUGUUAAUGAAUAUAUUCGGAAGUUCUACAAGGAAGAUCGUGAUAGUGGCAAGGCACUUAUCCAAACCAUAAGUAAGUCCAACGCGAUGAGUGAUUUAGCUAACAAUCCUAUGUUGCUGCUGCUUAUGUGCUUAUUGUGGAGGGAAAGUGAACAACUCCCCGAAACAUCUUCGCGCCUUUUCUCUGAGGCAGUUGAUUACAUGUUCACGAGAAAACCAGAAAUCUCCGGCGAAGAUGUACCAAAAACAUUGAUUGCAAUAGGAAAAACUGCGCUGCAAGGACUCAUAGGUGCUAACCAGUAUUUCUCAUUUCAAGAAGAUGAGUUUGAAUCCAAGGCGCUGGACAUAGCACUAAGAGCAGGCAUCCUGACCCAGCAGAGAGUUAUCAAGAACCGUAAAUCCCACAACAACAUACAAUUCACGCACAAGACUAUGCAGGAAUACUGUGCAGCGACAUACUUACAGAGUGUUCAUAUGUCCAACAGGGGACUUGCAAAGCGUGCGGCGUACAAAGUUGCAGAAUUCGGAGAAUUUCAUAAAAACUUAAAGCAGCUUUGUCUUAGAAUUGAGGGCGUUGUUUCAAACGAUUUUCUAUUACGUUUUUGUUGUGGUGACAAUGAAAAGUGCAUGAAAGACAUCGUAAAGUUUCUUGACCGUAAGUUCGGUAAGGAUCGAGAUAGGCCCAUGUAUCAAUCGGGUGUUAUACAAGCGAUUAGUCGAAACUGCGUUUUCGAAAGCCAGUCAGGAAACGUCCCACGGUGUCUCACCAGCGACUCACUUAUCCCAUCAACUAUCAGUGUAUACGGCAAUAGUGAUUUGCGCAGUCUCGUACACCUUCUUAAAAUCAUGUGUAGGUCCGCGGACAGCCACAUGACACGACUGGCACCCGUUGAAACCAUUAAGGUUUCUCGCGUGUCUUCAGUCAAGGAUUUAGCCUUCGCCCUGGAUUACAUGAAAACCCUCAGGAAUCUGAGGUUCUACAGUUGUCCUUUAGCGGAGGGAGAUCUUGAGAAAACCCUGACGUCACUAAAAUGCAACCAACUCUUGACUGAUCUUUGUAUAAAGUCGGACAGUACAUUGGGAGGUAGAGCUAUAGAAUGGGCCCCUCAUAUCAAACACUUGACAAGCCUCAACAAACUUGAGAUAAGUUACUGCAAACUACAGGGAACAGAUAUUGAACACAUUGCCUCGUCUAUUCGUGACAUGCCCAGACUGACUGACUUGAUCCUUGCCGGCAACACAGCGUUGGGCGGAUCGGCUGACUCGUGGACCAAGAAUUUGCUGCGAUUUACGAAUGUAGAGACGUUGAACCUGAGCAAUUGUGCAUUGCAAUGGACAGACAUUGAACACAUUGCUUUUGAUGUAAAUGACAUGCCCAGCCUGACUGACUUGAUCCUCAGUGACAACCCGGCACUUGACGUAUCGGCUACGAAGUUGUCUUGUUACUUGUUAAGAGUGAAGGAAAAACACACACUGGACCUGAGCAAUUUCUCACUAACGGGGAAAGAUCUUGGUACGAUUUACUUUAUGGUAAACCACAUUCCCGCAUUGACCACCUUGAUCCUUGCCGGCAACACAAAGUUGGGUGGGUCGAUGGAGUUGCGGGCUAUGAAUUUGUUGCGAUUAAACAACGUACAUACGUGGAACAUGAGCAAUUGUUCAUUGCAAUGGACAGACAUUGAACACAUUGCCUGGGUUGUAAGUGACAUGCCCAGACUGACUGACUUGAUCCUCUCUGACAACCCGGCACUUGACGUAUCGACUGAGAAAUUGUCCCGUUACUUGUUAAGAGUAAAGCAAAAAGACACGCUGGACCUAAGCAAUUUCUCACUAACAUGGGAAGAUAUUGGAACAAUAUCUGCUGUGAUAAAGCACAUUCCUGAACUGAUUAACUUGAGCCUUGCCGGCAACACAUCGUUGGGGGGGUCGGCUGAGUUGUGGGUCAAUAAUUUGUCGCGACUUAGGACCUUACUAACCUUGAACCUUAGCAAUUGUGCAUUGCAAUGGACAGACAUUAAACACAUUGCCUCGGCUGUCAGUGACAUGCCCAGACUGACUGACUUGAUCCUUGCUGGCAACACAUCGUUGGGGGGGUCGGCUGAGUUGUGGGUCAGAAAUUUGUCGCGAUUUACGAACAUACAGACCUUGAACCUUAGCAAUUGUGCAUUGCAAUGGACAGACAUUAAACACAUUGCCUCGGCUGUCAGUGACAUGCCCAGGCUGACUGACUUGAUCCUCACUGACAACCCGGCACUUGGCGUAUUGACUGAGAAGUGGUCCCGUUACUUGUUAAGAGUGAAGGAAAAACACACGCUGGACCUGAGCAAUUCCUCACUAACGUGGGAAGAUGUUGGUAUGAUUUGCGUUGUGGUAAGCCACAUUCCUGCGAUGACUGACUUGAUCCUUGCCGGCAACAAAUCUUUGGGCGGAUCGGCUGAGUUGUCUGUCAAUAUUGUGUCGCCAGUUACGAACAUACAGACGUUGAACCUGAGCAAUUGUGCAUUACAAUGGACAGACAUUGAAUACAUUGCCUCAUCUGCAAGCGACAUGCCCAGACUGACUGACUUGAUCCUUGCCGGCAACAAAUCUUUGGGCGGAUCGGCUGAUUUGUCUGUCAAUAAUUUGUCGCGAUUUACGAACAUACAGACGUUGAACCUGAGCAAUUGUGCAUUACAAUGGACAGACAUUGAACACAUUGCCUCAUCUGCAAGCGACAUGCCCAGACUGACUGACUUGAUCCUUGCCGGCAACACAGCGUUGGGCGGAUGGGCUAGGUGGUGGGCCCAGGAUUUGUCGCGAUUUACGAACAUAAAAACGUUGAACCUGAGCAAUUGUACAUUGCAAUGCACAGACAUUGAAUUCAUCGUCUCGGCUGUACGUGACAUGCGAAGACUGACUGAUUUGAUCCUUGCAUACAACACAGCAUUAUGCGGAUCGCCUAAGUUGUGGGCAAAGCAUUUCUCGCAACUUACGAACAUACAGACGUUGAACCUGAGCAAUUGUACAGUGCAAUUCGUCACAGAGCUGACAAGGCCGUUUUUUUUUAAUUACUUGGAUUACGGAAUCGCCGCCGGAAAAAAUCGGAAUUUUGAAAAAAAUUAAAAAAAUCGCCGCCGGAAAUUGUCGAUUCUGACUACCCAAAAAAAAAAAAAAAAAAAAAAAA